CACGCUUGUCGUCAGAUUCAAGCGCUGCUGGGUGAGUCACACCAACCAGAACUCACCAUUAACUUGAUCGACAUAAACACUCGUUCUAGGAAAGGGCCUUGAAACAGGAUUACUUUUUGAAGUUUCACGGUCUAUUUCGACAUUGGCAUUUCUGUUUUGGGAUACGUUUUUAAGUUAGCAACUACGCCUGUGAAACGUUUGCGUGCGUUACUACUCUGGAAGAAGAAAUGGUGGAGAAUGAAGUGCAGAUGGAGAGUACAGAGCAAAUGCAGGACCCCAACACUUCCAGCUCGGACAAAAUCGACUUGUCGUUGGAUGACAUCAUAAAGCUGAAUAAAAAAGAGCAAAAAGCAAACAGAGCUAAAACUAAACGUGUUGCUAACAGGAACAAUGUCUUGAAGAAACUAAAUCGAGGGGCGCAGCAGGACCAAGGGCCUGGCAGGAUGAGAGGUUUUUGGAGACAAAGGGGAUCAAGGAGGGGCAUGGUGUGGAGAGGGGGUGCAAUGACUAGAGCUGAUGCCAGUGCCACGACAGGUGGACAGUUUGAUCAGACCACAUUCACAUCAAGGGGGGCAUUCAGAGGGCGAGGGAGAGGUAGAGGAAGACGAGGCGGGCUGAGCAGGGGUGCUUUGUCAUCAAGAGGACAGAUUACUCCACAGAGGGGUGGAAGACCAUUUGUAUUAGACAGAGGGUUUUCCGCUUCAAAUAGCACUGAGAAGUUAGAAAAAUAUCAGAAAAUAAAAAGUCGAAGAACAGCACAAUCUGGCUCAACACUGAGAGUUUCCCUGCCAAAUGCUAAAUCUGCACCUGUUGAUGUAAAGAGAUCUAAUCAGACAAGGAGGGGUGAAGGAGUGUUAAGGGGCAGAUCGUCAAGAGGAGCAAGUACUUCUUCACCUAAAGGCAUUCCUCUGCGCUUUAACUACAAAGCAACAACUAACCAGAGCACCAGCUGAUUCUUCUCCUCCCCUCUACCAGUGAUGCUUGAUUUAACAUCCCGUGUCUACUGCCUGCGCAGACAUCAACAGCGCAAAUGGGUUGUAGGUUGCCAGGUUGAGGACACAAAUGAUUUGUAAUUUGUAUGAUGUGUCGAUUGUGUGAGUAGGAUGCGUUUCAUUCAAGAUCUGGCAACUGGACCACCUUGGAAUAAUGUAUUGAUGUGAUUAUUCAUAUAGUGGUUUGGGCCAUACAAAUGACAGGAGUUUUUUUGGGAGAAAUAACAAAACGGGAGACUGUCGGGAAAAACGGGAGUGUUGACAGAUAUGGUUACAAGCCGUUCCCGAAGCAGUGCUCAGUUUUACAACUGAUAUUUGGACAUCUAUACGUAAGUUGAGCGUAUUGGACACUUCAGUUUUUCAGAUCUUUGGAAUUGUUUUGUUAGACGAGUAAUAAAGAGAAAAAGGUCCAUUUAUAAAAAUAGUGGAAAAUGACAUCUGUUAUAUAAAGCAACUUAUUUGCAGUUAAUUGUUAUUUCUACCUCUUUCCAGUCACAGAGCACUUUAUUUUGAGAGUUGUUUAAGUGAGAGAAGAUCCUGUAACUUAGUGCCAUUUGGGGGAAAUUGUAAUGUUUAAUAAUUUAUUUUAUUAUGAAAAUAAAAUGUUGCAUUGAAGAAAGGUAGAUUUUGUUUGUAUAUGCGGUCAAUAAUAGUUCUUAGAAAGAAAAUCGGAAAAAAUCGGUAUCGGCAGGUCACACUUGCAAAAAAUCGGAAAUCGGAAUCGGCCAAGAAAAUUGCAAUUGGUGCAUCUCUAGUGACUAGGCAUGUUUGAAUUUUUUUUAAUUUCUCAGUGCGACUGGUAUUUUGGUCCCUUUCCCAUGUUGAUAAAACUAAGGGUAACAAAGUUAUAAGGUAUUUGCCAAAUGCUGUAUAAUUCUGGAGGUCUGUCCCCAUCCCUGCCUGUAUGUUAAUGAGGUAUGUCCCUAGGACUUCCAAAACUAACCACUCCCAAAAUUCCCUUUGUUCAUGGUUUGGGUACAUUAUUCAUGGUGCUCUGUAGUCAGACGAUCCCACACAUUAAUGUGUGUACUUUUAAUAAUAGAAAUCUGUAAUUCGGAUCUCCAACAUGGUUUACUUUGUGUAGUUUUCUAUCAGGUAAUGGUAAUUGAAAUUUGAAUUGAAAGGUCUCUCUGCAACCAGAUUGCCCCACAAAGACAAAGUGUGUAGCUUUUCUCUACCAGGUAAUUGUAAUUUGAAUUUCUUAUGUUUGGUAUUAUAAUAUUAAUAAUAUUAUUCAUUGAUGAUUUUUUUGUUUGAUUUAUUAUUUUAAUUGGAUUGUUUGAAUGUAUUACUAUUACCUGGUAAAAUAAACUGUUACCAUUUAAAUCAUCCUGAAAGACUGUUUUUAGUAUAUUUCUUAUUAACUACAAAUCUAUGGUCAGACUUGGCUUAAUUAAGCUACUUCAGAAGAACCCAAUUAGUUAAGUAAAAGGCUAAACGGCAAACCAAGAACCUAUAACAGGAUUUAGCUAAGUAGAAUUAAAUGGGAAAACUAAGAAUAGGACCGAGAAUCUGUAAAAACAGAACUUAAUUGACUGGGGCUA
This is a messenger RNA of Xyrauchen texanus (razorback sucker), 2536 nucleotides long. RefSeq names its product probable H/ACA ribonucleoprotein complex subunit 1-like protein. Gene Ontology annotation, biological process: mRNA export from nucleus. The record is from RefSeq and is a predicted model, not a curated record. The transcript is spliced from 9 exons. Gene Ontology annotation, molecular function: mRNA binding. Lineage: Eukaryota; Metazoa; Chordata; Actinopteri; Cypriniformes; Catostomidae. Bases 228 to 953 code for a protein of 241 amino acids.